Messenger RNA from Penicillium verrucosum, 288 nucleotides. RefSeq lists its product as uncharacterized. The transcript has a single exon. Bases 1 to 288 code for a protein of 95 amino acids. The record is from RefSeq and is a predicted model, not a curated record. Lineage: Eukaryota; Fungi; Ascomycota; Eurotiomycetes; Eurotiales; Aspergillaceae.
AUGGCCUCCAGUGACACUUGGAUAAAUCCUCUCGUUCGAUAUCGAAUAAAUCGAGACUCGCUCAAGCAAGACAUGCCAGAAGAUCCAGAUAUUGAGUUGGGACAGCUUAUUGACAUUGAUACUGAUUUCGGCGCUACCUUGAAGGAUAACAUUAACGUUGUCAACAAUGAUAACUAUCGUAUGGGCAAAAAGAAGGCUGUUUUGGUACUAUCAGAUAAUAAUCCUCCUCUCCGACUUCCGAGACUUUUGAAGAUUCGAGUAUACUGGGCAAGAUUGCUAGGUUGGUGA